CUAAAAUGGCUCUCUCUUACAAAACCCUAAAGUCAACUCUCUUCUUCCUCUCUAUUCUUUUCCUCAGCUUCUCCUUGAUCAUAGCUCACGGCGGCAUAGAAGACGGGGAUGAAGAAGAUGAGGGGACGACGGCCAACCAGCCACCUCCGGCCACUGGAACAACCGUCGUGAAUCUCCGGUCGAAAGACCUGGUGCUUGUGAAGAUCUACUGCCUUAUAAUUCUCUUCUUUAGCACAUUUUUGGCGGGGAUAUCUCCUUAUUUCUACCGGUGGAAUGAGUCGUUUCUUCUCCUCGGAACUCAAUUCUCCGGCGGAAUAUUCCUCGCGACCGCUCUAAUCCAUUUUCUAAGCGACGCCAACGAAACUUUCCGAGGUUUGAAACACAAGGAGUAUCCUUACGCCUUCAUGUUAGCUGUCGCUGGAUAUUGCCUUACGAUGCUCGCAGACGUUGGAGUUGCUUUUGUAGCGGUUGGGAGUAAUAACAAUCACGGCGCCGCCGGAGGUUCGAGGGUGGAUGAUGAUGACGUGGCGGUGAAGGAGGAAAGCCGUGGAAAUGGUACUCAUGUGGAUGUGAAUCAAGCGAUUGUACGGACGAGUGGGUUUGGAGACACGGCUUUGCUGAUUUUUGCACUUUGUUUUCACUCCAUCUUUGAGGGAAUCGCCAUUGGUCUCUCAGACACUAAAAGCGACACUUGGAGAAACCUAUGGACAAUAUCGUUGCACAAGAUCUUCGCAGCCGUAGCAAUGGGAAUAGCUCUCCUCAAGCUAAUCCCUAAACGACCAUUCUUCCUCACCGUAAUCUACUCCUUUGCCUUUGGGAUAUCAAGUCCCUUAGGGGUCGGGAUUGGCAUUGGAAUCAACGCCACGAGCCAAGGAGCUGCUGGUGAUUGGACCUAUGCGAUCUCAAUGAGCAUUGCAUGUGGAGUCUUUGUGUAUGUUUCGGUUAACCACCUUAUCUCAAAAGGGUAUAAACCACGUGAGGAGUGUUACUUCGACAAGCCCAUCUACAAGUUUCUUGCUGUCUUCCUUGGCGCUGCUUUGCUCUCUAUGGUUAUGAUUUGGGAUUGAUUUUGUUUGACGCUUUGGUUUCAUUAAUUACUUUUUCCAUUCCUCUUUGCUUAAUUUCUUCUUCUUUUCUAUUAAGUUUUUUUUUUUUUUGAAGAAUUUAAUUAAUUGUAAAUCGUCGACAGAAGAAAAAAAAAUGUAAACAUUUAUACAAUAUGUGAUAAUUAGCAAAUCAAAUGGAGCCACAUAGGCCCGGCAAAUCAACAUCAUCUGCUACUUUUAUGUCACAUCUACAUUUUUUGGACUAUGUAUGUAUAUAUUUCAUAUUUGUACCGCGAGUUACUAUACCCGGAUGAAGAAAA
This is a messenger RNA of Thlaspi arvense, 1366 nucleotides long. Lineage: Eukaryota; Viridiplantae; Streptophyta; Magnoliopsida; Brassicales; Brassicaceae. The record is from the annotation of a GenBank genome assembly.